Pelodiscus sinensis (Chinese soft-shelled turtle) is the source of this 1344-nucleotide messenger RNA. Lineage: Eukaryota; Metazoa; Chordata; Testudines; Trionychidae. The record is from RefSeq and is a predicted model, not a curated record.
CCAUUUUCCCCUUGGAACGCUGAGCCAAGCCUGACACUGGUUUCACCAGAAAGGGGAACCUCGUCCAGCUGCAUCCGUUCUGAGAGCCAGCAGCAUGGCUUCCGUGGGAGGAGAAAUUCCGGAGGAAUAUUUACAGAUCAAAGUGCUGCUGAAGGGGCCGAGGGAGCCAGUCUCCAGCGGGGUAGAGGCCUCCUGUGCUGUGGACUAAGCAGAAAAGAGACCACAACAGGUAAAGAGCCCCCCUUCCUGCCCCCUUGCCAUGGCCAAGGACUACGAAGAUUUCCAGGCUUUGGAUGUGGAAGAGGAGAGCGGUGUCCCCCUCAGUAAAGUGUUUCUCCCCCAGUUCACGGGCUGGCAGCGUCUUUGUGUCUCCCCCUGGUCUGUCUGUGCCCUGCUUGCUCUGAUCCUAGGGCUCAUCUUUGGGAUCAUCGCGCUGGCUGUCAGCAGCUCACAGCAGGGCGCGGAGCAGCGGGAUCUGCAGGGGGCGCUGGGCAGCCAGAACAGCAGCCUGAACUCGGAGCUUACGGAGCUUGCCCGGAAUGUGCACACCCUGGAGGACAAACUCACCCAGGUGGCCAGCUCCCUGGAUCAAGCAAAGGAAAAUUCAAUCCAAGCUCAGCAACGGCUGGAGGAGCAAGUGGGGAUUCUCCGAGACAGUCUGAACUCACUCAACUGUGACUUGCUUGAAAUGAAAUCCAACGAGAGCCAGCCUGGCUGCUGUCCCCGGGACUGGGAGCACUUUGGGGAGAGCUGCUACUGGUUCUCCAGGGAUCAGAAGACCUGGGAUGAAUCCAAUCUCUACUGCAAAGCCCAGGACUCUCACCUUGUCAUCAUCAACACGCGGGCAGAGCAGCUCUAUGUACAGCGCCGCACGGUCCCAUUGUAUACCUGGAUUGGCUUGACUGAUACAAGUGGCCAGUGGAGAUGGGUGGAUGGUACCAUUUACACCAUGAAUUCACGGGACUGGAGCCCGGGGCAGCCGGAUGACUAUACUGAGCAUGGACUGGGGGGCGGGGAAGACUGUGUCAUGUACCAUUAUGACGGACGGUGGAAUGACGACCACUGCUCCCGCCUGUACCACUGGGCAUGGACUGGAGGGCAGGCCAGCCUGAUGACCACCGUGGCCAUGGACUCGGGGGCGGGGAGGAUUGCGCGCACCUGCAUGACGACGGGUUGUGGAACGAUGAACACUGCACCCGGCGCUACCGCUGGGUGUGCGAGAAGGAGCUAAAGGGUUAAGGCUGGCUGGGGGCGGAGCCAUUUGGGGAGGAAAGGGCGGGGUUUGUUUUAGUACCACCCAAUCAAGUGUGUGGAGCUAGUCAAUAAACAAAUUCAUCAAUGAUG